AUGGCAGAACCAAAGUCUCAACCAGAUGAGCAGUACGCUGACCUCGAGGAUGAGAGCAACGAAACUGCUCCUCUAACCGGAGGCCCUUCAGUUCCGGCAGCCAGGUCGUACCUGGUACCUAAACUGCCAUCUUAUCACUUGGAUGUCUUGGGAUGCUCACUACGACUCAUGUCCGGGUUGGUGCCCAGCUUCAUCACCAACCAUGCGGCCACCACACCCUCCAAGUCUGGAAUUGCUGCCCUCGACGGACUUAGAGGACUCGCCUGUCUCUUUGUCUUCAACGAACACUAUGUCAUCUGUUAUCAGUCCGUUCGGACGCAAGUGUGGAUCAUGCGAGUUCCUUUUAUUCGACUUUUGUGGUACGGCAAGGCUGCCGUUUUCCUUUUCUUCGUCAUUUCCGGCUACGUCCUCAGUUACAAACCCUUGAAACUGAUCCGAUCAAAGUCCUGGCUCGACUUUCAGAAAUCAAUUUCUUCCUCCUUCCUCCGCAGAGCCAUGCGCCUGUACUUGCCAUGCCUCGUUGUAAGCUUCGUCGCCUGUUGGCUGACUUAUUUCGGCCUCUAUGAUCGAUCUGCUCAGAUUUACGCACACUAUCGCCAUUUUGUCUUUCUCAAGGAGGAACCUCCACCGCGACUGGGCCUCCACGACCAGUUGAAGGGAUAUUUGGCAAACGUCGAGUUCCUUUUCAGUGCCACGAUUCCCUUCGACAAGGACACGGAUGUGUUGCACUACUUCAUGUAUGACGACCACCAAUGGACGAUCCCAAAAGAAUUCCGUAGCAGCAUGGUGGUGUUUGCUGUUUUGGUAACGACAUCCAGGAUGCGAAGCCUUCUCCGAAUGCUUCUCAUCACUGUGCUCUGCUUCUAUUCGAUCUACACCUUUCGCCUGUACACCUCGCUCUUCUUCGCUGGCAUGGUCUGCGCCGAGCUCGACCUUAUUCGGGCCUCCUAUUACUCGCAAUACAAAGACGCCUUGCCGGACUUUGUCAACGAGAAACAGCCAACUGGCUCCAGCCGCAUCCUUCACCUCCCCAAUCUCUUCUACAAGGUCAUGUGGGCUUUCCUUUUCGUGGCUGGAGUCUUCAUGAUAUCUUCACCGCAAGAGAUUCAGGAAACUCCCAACUGGCUCCCUACGCUGGUUCAUAACUGGGGAAUCGUCGCGGUUGACGACUCAAUCUUGUUCGUUGGCGCCGUUCUCACGGUGUGGAGUGUUGCAGCCUGCCCUUCGCUGGGGCCCAUCUUCAACAACCCCUUCGUUGCGUACUUGGGCAAGAUUUCAUAUGCAUUGUAUCUCGUUCACGGCACUGUGAUCAAGUCCCUGGGGUACAGCAUCCUUCCCUGGUCGCUGCGACUGGCCACAUGGACUCCCAAUAGUGUCGAGUUGAAUCUUGAGUGGUGGUCCGCAGUCCCGAACUGGCAGAAGGUCUUGGCCCACCUCAUUGGGUGGGCAUUUGUUGGGACGACGUGUUUCUGGCUGUCAGAUCUAUUCUGGCGAUUUGUUGACAUUCCAUGUGUGAGCUUUGCACGCUCAGUUGAGAGUUGGGUCACCAAAGGUGCCGACGUGGAAGACUCUAGAUCCGAUUCGGUUCCGCGGCCAAUGGAACCCAGGAGGCGCGGGGAGAGUGUGGUGGCAGGGUCUUCACACGUCAGGUCUGGAAGCCACUUUGGUGGCCAGCUCUUAUUGACCGAGUCUUCUCCAAAUGGCGCAAAACGAAAGAAUGGUUAA
Messenger RNA from Exophiala mesophila, 1725 nucleotides. RefSeq lists its product as uncharacterized. Lineage: Eukaryota; Fungi; Ascomycota; Eurotiomycetes; Chaetothyriales; Herpotrichiellaceae. The transcript has a single exon. Gene Ontology annotation, molecular function: acyltransferase activity, transferring groups other than amino-acyl groups. The coding region runs from base 1 to 1725 and encodes 574 amino acids. Gene Ontology annotation, cellular component: membrane. Gene Ontology annotation, biological process: polysaccharide biosynthetic process. The record is from RefSeq and is a predicted model, not a curated record.